Molecule: messenger RNA, 1375 nt
Organism: Phaedon cochleariae (mustard beetle)
Lineage: Eukaryota; Metazoa; Arthropoda; Insecta; Coleoptera; Chrysomelidae
Source: the annotation of a GenBank genome assembly
UAGUGUAAAUACAUUUUUUUCUUCUUUGAGUUUUCCAGGUUAGAUUCUAUAACAGUGUCAUCUUCCUAUUCAAAGACUAAAACUGCACGUAGGUGUCAUGGGACUCAGGUAAUUGGUACCUAUUUUAUAGAUCUUCGGGUAAUUUCUAAUAUUCAAACCCAGAAAAUGAAAACGAUGAACCAUUCAACAUUCAAGCAUGGAUUUAAAACAUAACUACAUCAUUAAAUAUUCUUAAUUGUAAAAUUUAUGGAAAAAUCAAUUUGUAAUCUGGCUAAUAUUUAAUAUGACAACAUACAAUAACAUAGAAGUAGACUUUAGAAAACAUGAGACUUGUCAUUUUGAAAUUGACAGGUGUUGUCCAGUUUUGUAUUUUUCAAAGUUCUAUUUCUCCAUUGUGAUUUUUCCAUGAAAAUGGGAUUUUAUGAUGCAAUAAAUUAUGUAGUAUACGAUAAUCCGGUCUCGAAAUCAGCUAUAUCCAUGGUGACUGGUAAGAAGUCAUCCAUUCCUCCAAUUCCUUCAGUGACAGUUAUCACUGAAAAAACUCCACUAUGGAAAUUAGCUACAGAAGGAGGCCCUUUCAUUAGAAUCGCUGGGGUUAUGGGGGCCUCGGCUGUAAUAUUAGGUGCAUAUGGUGCUCAUAAGGCUUAUCCUAAAGACAAAGUUCAGGAACUUAAGCAAAUCUAUGAGACAGCCAAUAGAUUCCACUUUUUCCAUAGCUUGGCUCUCUUAGGAGUUCCAAUGUGUAAAAAUCCAAAAGUGACUGGAAGCUUGUUUAUCACAGGAACAAUUCUGUUCAGUGGAGCAUGUUAUUACCGUGCUUUCACUGGUAAUGAUAAAUUGGGAAGAUUAGCACCAAUUGGAGGAACAAUACUAAUUCUUGGAUGGCUCUCCAUGUUUCAAAGGUCCCUUAAAUUUGUUAUGACACUAGGUCCAAUUUUACAAGAGUUAUUUUUGAAAUGGAGUACACUUACAACAAAGGAGCACAUUUUACUGAAUUAUAUUGCUUUUUAUGUGAUUGAUAAAAGUGAAAUAGAUUUAUAUGCUCCUGUUAUACAAGGAUUUGGUUACUGGAACAAUAUACAGGAUACAGAAGGUGCAUGUGGUUUUCAUGAAAAUCCACUAGAAUUCAAAUUUGACCAUGAUGAAGAGAAACGGCUUUUUCAGCUCAUCUUAUUCAUUGAUAACUUGAUUGAUAACAUUCUAGUGAGACCAGCACUUUGUGAAGAAAUAAAGAAAUUCAGAGAUUCACAAAAAAACAAAGUUGUAUCAAGCAUGUUUUGCAGUGGACAAGGAGAUAAUUUUUGAUUUUCCUGCAGGUAUAUUUUAUACAUUAAUUAUUUAUAUAUACAUAAUAUUCAUUAUAUUGAAUAUAUCA